CGUGCAUAAUCGUAAUAUGGUGAAAUUAAUGCUACAUUUAUGGAAGGAGUCUCCAGUAUCAGCGCUGUGAAACAGUCAGAUGUAGAGCUGUAGCUUUAGGAUUUCCAACAUCUUCAUGUCCGAGGAGUUUACGCUUUGUGUAAUGACAGGAAAUAAUUAGCUUUGUGGACUUUCUUUAGUCAAUAAAAAUCUUAAUUGUUGUCAAAUUGCUGUUGUAUAAAAGGAAUAAGACACUUCAGGACAUCCUACUAUGGGAAACUAAUCAACUUUUUUUUGUUGUCGUAAGAGUAAUUCAUCUUCAUCACAUCGCUCCACAAAUGAUUUUUCCAUAACGGUAUGAGACAGAGUGUUUUAUUCCUUAUUUAAACCGUAGUUUGAUUUUCAGUGCAGGGUUUUGAAAUCUGAAGUUAUUUGAAUGUCAGUAGAUGUGGAUAAAUGUACUAAUUAAUAGACUGUUGGAUUUAUGGUUUUCAAUCUCUCUCUUUUUGUUUUUUUGUAACCGGAUUUAUUCUCAUCACAUUCCAGCUCUGACACUGAGGUGUUAUCAUUGCUCCCAGGAUUGUGAAACUAACUCAAACACUAUGAACUGCUCACACGCAUGUUCUGUCAACUACGUCGUGUCAUAUGACAAUGGCAUGAAGAGUGAAUAUGGCUUUAAGUCAUGUGCUGAUAAUGGGGAAUGCAUAAACUAUAGUGUGAACCUGGGAUAUGCCAAACUGGCCAUUAGCCAGGAAUGCUGCAAUUCCGAUCUCUGCAACAGUGGACCUUUUCCAGCUGUAGACCUGCGUCCCAAUGGGAAAAAGUGUUACUUCUGUGUUGGAGACAACUGCUUAGGAAAUCUGCAGUGUGAGGGACUUGAAGAUCACUGCCUCACUUACAUAGAUACUCUCACUGGCCACGAGCUCAAUAUAAAAGGAUGUGCAAGUAAAAUCCUGUGUGAUUUUGCUACAUCUGGCCUGGCUUUAACCAGAAUGAAUAUCACCAACAGACAGGUGACUUGGAAGUGCUGUAAGGGGAACCUCUGUAACAGUGCUGCGAGUGCUACACUGAGUUUCUUCCUCGUGUUGCUCUUCCUGCUUUCCUCUUUCCUCCUCUACUGAGCUUGAGGUCAAGUCAGAUCUCUCAGUCUACAUUUCUGUCCUCUCUCGCUGUUAAAUUUAAUGAUAACACUAAUUAUUAUUUUAAUCAACGUUGAUAAUACACUGGCGUCCCAAUCAGGAUGUAUUCCCACCUCACACACGACGUUCCUGGGAUGUGCACCAGAUCCAGCGUGACCCUGACAUCUGUAAAGCAAACUGAGAAGUUUCACUACAAUCUCGUGGACAUACAUUGACCUUACCUUAUCAGUUAUCUGUCACACACUUUUUCCACCACCUACAGAAACGUAUAAAAGAAGAAUUUAUUUUGUCUGAACUGCAAGAGAUGUUGAGGUGUUACACCAGAAAUUGCUGGGAAUGUAAAUCAUGAUAUGGUGUAAUGGUAUUAAAAUUGCAUUAAAAUGG
Messenger RNA from Ictalurus furcatus (blue catfish), 1502 nucleotides. Its product is annotated as urokinase plasminogen activator surface receptor-like. Lineage: Eukaryota; Metazoa; Chordata; Actinopteri; Siluriformes; Ictaluridae. The transcript has 4 exons. The coding region runs from base 426 to 1100 and encodes 224 amino acids. The record is from RefSeq and is a predicted model, not a curated record.